AUGGGCAACACAUGCAUUGGUUCCCUCCUGGGAGACAAAUUUGAUGAUCAGAUACAGGACUGUUCUUCCAAUUCCAACUGCAACUUUCCCCAGAUUCUUGUUUACCCAGAUCUUGUUUUUCCCAGCAGGAAAGAAACCAUAGGUGACAAGGCUUGUAACAUCUUGGACCAUGAAACUCCUAAUGUUCAUAAACUCUACACUUUUGGUCGUGAAUUAGGUAGGGGAAGUACUGGGACUACUUAUUUGUGUACUGAGAUUGCCACUGGCAUUGAGUAUGCAUGUAAAUCGAUACCCAAAAGCAAUCUGAAGUUCGAUCAGCAGGUUGAGGAUGUCAGGAGGGAGAUUAGGGUACUGCAACAUCUGUCUGGUCAGAAACAUGUCGUGACAAUCAAAGGUGCCUACGAGGAUUCCUUGUGUGUUCAUAUUGUCAUGGAGCUUUGUUGUGGAGGUGAGUUGUAUGACCUAAUCAAGGAGAAGGCGUAUUUUAGUGAGAGAGAGGCGGCUGAGCUGAUAAACAUUGUUGUUGGGGUUGUGGAGACUUGCCAUUCUCUUGGGGUUAUGCACAGAGAUUUGAAGCCUGAGAACUUUGUGUUGGUUAACAAGGAUGAUGUUUUUUCGCUUAAAGCCGUUGAUUUUGGAUUCUCUGUCUUCUUUGUCAUAGGUCAAGUUUUCAAUGAUAGUGCAGGAAGCCUGUAUUAUGCAGCUCCAGAGAUACUUCUUAAUGAGAAUUACGGCCCAGAAGCCGAUAUAUGGUCUGCAGGGGUUAUACUGUUCGUAUUGCUGAGUGGUGGUAUGCUACCGUUUGAAGCAGAAACAGAAAAGGAAAUGUUAGAUAUGGUGCUGGAAGGACAAGUAUUGGAUUUUGAAUCAGAGCCAUGGCCCCAAAGAUCUGACAGUGCAAAAGACCUAGUGCGGAAGAUGUUAUGCUCUCAACCCUCAGAACGCUUGACUGCUAAGGAAGUGCUAAGUCAUCCUUGGAUUUGCCAUAAUGGAUUCCUGGAUGAGGAACUGGAUUCAGCUCUACUUCCUGAUCAAGAAAAGUUUCCUGCUAUGAAGCUACACCGGGACUGA
Messenger RNA from Theobroma umbraticum, 1071 nucleotides. Its product is annotated as calcium-dependent protein kinase 6-like. Gene Ontology annotation, biological process: protein phosphorylation. Gene Ontology annotation, molecular function: ATP binding; protein kinase activity. The record is from RefSeq and is a predicted model, not a curated record. NCBI's taxonomy places the organism in Eukaryota, Viridiplantae, Streptophyta, Magnoliopsida, Malvales, Malvaceae.